ACUACCUGUCACAUUCCCUGAUAAUUCAGCAACAGCAACGUCGACGCUAACACUUCCAUCACCACCUUCAAAUCCAUCAAACAAUCUUAUUUCCCUCCAUUCGAAAAUUAUUUACAUUCAUCCUAUCGAUUCAAUUUCUAAUGAGGAAAUUAUCCGGUUUCGUUUCGUUUCAAGUGACACCAAAGAGAACAUAAAAGAAGAAAUUUCGAAGGCAUUUAAUCUCGAAAGGUUUUCACUUCGGGACGACAAGAGGAAUAUCGUGACUGGCAGUUGGGAUUCAUUGGAAAAUAAUCGUCAUUAUGAAAUUAUCGAUCGAGGUGAAUUAACCAAAAUUAGUAGAAAAGGGAAGAAACAUCUGGAUUUUAAUUCUAAGUAUAUAAUUAACGAACCUGAAUAUGCUGAAGAAUUCUUAUCGGAAAGUCAUGGAGAAAGUGAAGAAAGAGAUUUCGAUGGUCGAAUUACUAAUAACAAAAGAAGUACUACGAGGGAAGAUGGACGAAAAAAGCGUAAAAAGCAAUCACAUUUAAUUCGAAAAACUUCAGAAUCACGAAAAAUGUCGAUAAAACGUGCUUCGUUUACACCGGAAAAUGAAAUUUCAGCAAAUUACGAUGCUUUUGAAAAUGACGAUAGCAGAAAUACUAAUAAUGAUACUAGUGGAGAUAGCAUUGGUGGUCAGGUUUCGAAAAGACCCGUCUCCCAUUUGGGUUCAAGUAAAUCUGGAAAAACACAAGUCAAAGCAUGCUCAAGAUGUAGAAAAGGGAAGAAAGGAUGUGAUCGUAAUAGACCGUGUGCUCGUUGUGUAAGGGCUGAUAUGGAAGCUUCCUGCGAUGCUGGCGAGCCAAUUAUUCCCGAAUAA
This is a messenger RNA of Ambispora gerdemannii, 856 nucleotides long. The record is from the annotation of a GenBank genome assembly. NCBI's taxonomy places the organism in Eukaryota, Fungi, Glomeromycota, Glomeromycetes, Archaeosporales, Ambisporaceae.